AUGACGAGGCCUCGUCUCCACCGCCAUUGGAUUUCUUCCAUUGGCUUUUUGGUUCAUCGGCUAAAUCAACGGCGGGCGUUGUUCCGGAGCCGUAUCCGAAGCUAGAUGCAGCUUCAGGUUCCAAGCCUGACCCCAGCUUUGACGCUGAACCUGCCACCGAGCCUUCUGCUGACCCUGCCGCCGAGCCUGCUUCUGCAAGCAAAUCAA
Messenger RNA from Closterium sp. Naga37s-1, 207 nucleotides. NCBI's taxonomy places the organism in Eukaryota, Viridiplantae, Streptophyta, Zygnematophyceae, Desmidiales, Closteriaceae. The record is from the annotation of a GenBank genome assembly.